UUCGUCGGAUGAGUCCUUGCCUCCGAUGCCGGACACGCCGACACCGUCUGAGCCGCGGUCGAGUAGUCAGAGCCAAGGCCCACGGCGCAGCCAGCGCAUUCUGGGCCGAGCGCCGCGCGGGGAAGCUUCACAAGAGCGACAGUACUGUACACAGCGAUGUCUUCUAGGACUGGUCAGAAGAGGUCGGCUUGACGCAAAGUGUCCCAACGUUCUCUUGCACCGGCAGGCUAACCUUGCAGCUGCUGAUCAUCUGAUCGACCGUGACGAGUUCCUCCGGCUCCUAUUUCAGCAGCUGCAGGAGUCUCUUGACCACGGGAUCAGUCGUCUAGAUGUAGGCGGAUCUCGCGGCGUGCUGUUCAAAAUUAGUCUGAUGGCCUACGGCUACACUUUCGUCGCCAAGGGCACGGUAUCUGCUUUCAUUCGGGACCUAGAACACGAAACAGCCAUCUACAAACACCUCGAAGGACUUCAGGGGUCUCAGGUGCCGGUCUGCCUGGGCGCGAUAGAUCUUCGCGACAUGGGCAGGAUUUAUUACUACGACCAUCGGGUCUACAUCGAAUACCUGUUGCUUCUCUCGCAUGGCAGUCCGAUUGACGAAGCGGUUCGUGCUGGUGAGGUCAAACGUUGUCUGAGGGC
Messenger RNA from Truncatella angustata, 636 nucleotides. RefSeq lists its product as uncharacterized. The annotation marks the transcript as partial. The record is from RefSeq and is a predicted model, not a curated record. Lineage: Eukaryota; Fungi; Ascomycota; Sordariomycetes; Amphisphaeriales; Sporocadaceae. The transcript has a single exon.